Messenger RNA from Pseudomassariella vexata, 2905 nucleotides. RefSeq names its product C-1-tetrahydrofolate synthase. The record is from RefSeq and is a predicted model, not a curated record. Bases 100 to 2760 code for a protein of 886 amino acids. Gene Ontology annotation, biological process: tetrahydrofolate interconversion. Gene Ontology annotation, molecular function: formate-tetrahydrofolate ligase activity; ATP binding; methenyltetrahydrofolate cyclohydrolase activity. Gene Ontology annotation, cellular component: cytosol. The transcript has 4 exons. Lineage: Eukaryota; Fungi; Ascomycota; Sordariomycetes; Amphisphaeriales; Pseudomassariaceae.
AUGGUCCCCCGAAUACUUUUGAUACUGUCAGGAUCACCAUACUGACUCCAAUUGUCCCGAAUAGUUGGUGAUCGAUCUGACUCUACAACCUAUGUUCGCAUGAAACUCAAGGCUGCCGAAGAGGCCAACAUUAGCUGCGACUUACUUCACUACCCUGAGUCCAUAACCGAGGCAGAACUGCUCGCAAAUCUCCAUAUUUUCAACCACGACCCCAAUGUUCACGGUAUCCUCGUGCAGCUGCCGCUUCCCGAAGGCAUUAACGAGUACAUCGUCACGUCUGCGGUCGCCGAUGAGAAGGAUGUCGAUGGUUUUGGGGUUGCUAACAUUGGUGAGCUCGCCAAGAAGGGCGGCCAUCCGCUGUUCGUUCCCUGCACGCCAAAAGGCGUCAUGGUCCUGCUGGAAGAGGCGGGAGUAGAUCUCAAGGGGAAGAACGCCGUCGUCCUCGGCCGAAGUGAUAUCGUUGGGAGCCCAGUCAGCUAUUUGUUGAAGAAUGCGGACGCAACCGUCACCGUCUGCCACUCUCGGACACAAGACCUCGAGGGGUACUUACGCAAAGCUGAUGUCGUCGUAGCGGCGAUUGGCAAGGCUCAGUUCGUCAAAGGAGAGUGGUUGAAGCCUGGCGCAGUUAUCAUCGACGUUGGCACGAAUUAUAUCCCGGAUCCAUCAAGGAAGUCGGGCCAAAGACUGGUUGGAGAUGUGGACUUCGAGGCAGCUGCGAAGGUCGCAUCCUAUAUCACGCCAGUUCCAGGAGGCGUUGGUCCCAUGACGGUUGCCAUGCUGCUGCAGAAUGUCGUCGACGCUACUUCUAUGUACUUUGAGAGGCAGAAGCGGCGCCGUAUUGUACCCCUGCCCCUGAAGCUUCAGGACCCAGUGCCUACUGAUAUCGAAGUCUCGAGAGCACAAGCACCCAAGCAGAUCACGCGGGUUGCCGAGGAAGUUGGAGUUUAUCCCCAUGAAUUGGAACCUUACGGUUCAUACAAGGCGAAGGUCGACCUCAGCCUUUUGAAGCGUCUCGAGCAUCGUCGUAAUGGUCGCUAUGUCGUUGUCACUGGCAUUACACCUACACCUCUGGGCGAAGGCAAGUCGACGACAACGAUGGGCCUUGCUCAAGCUUUGGGAGCUCACCUGGAUCGACUGACCUUUGCCAACGUCAGGCAGCCCAGUCAGGGUCCUACCUUUGGAAUCAAGGGAGGGGCAGCAGGAGGUGGAUACAGCCAGGUCAUCCCCAUGGACGAGUUCAACCUUCACUUGACUGGAGACAUUCAUGCCAUCACGGCGGCCAACAACCUCUUGGCUGCUGCCAUCGAAACCCGGAUGUUCCACGAGAACACGCAGAAGGAUGGCCCCUUGUACAAACGAUUAGUUCCUGUGAAAAAUGGCAAGAGGCAGUUCGCCCCUGUUAUGUUCCGACGGUUGAAGAAGCUGGGCAUUGAGAAGACGGACCCGAACGAGCUCACAGAAGAAGAGGUUCACAAGUUUGCGAGAUUGGACAUCGACCCCGAGACCAUCACAUGGCGAAGAGUGCUCGACGUCAAUGAUCGCCAUCUACGUGGCAUCACCAUCGGCACGGCCCCAACGGAAAAAGGACAAACUCGAGAGACUGGCUUCGAUAUCUCGGUGGCCAGCGAGUGCAUGGCUAUCCUGGCAAUGAGCACCGAUCUGGCAGACAUGCGAGAGCGACUUGGUCGCAUGGUCAUUGGAAGUUCGCGAUCUGGAGACCCUGUGACUUGUGAUGAUAUCGGCGCUGGAGGCGCGCUAACGACAUUGAUGAAGGAUGCUAUUAAACCCAACCUAAUGCAAACUUUGGAGGGAACGCCAGUCUUUGUCCACGCAGGUCCCUUUGCGAACAUCAGCAUCGGGAACAGCUCGAUUCUGGCGGACAAGAUGGCCCUAAAACUGACAGGUACCGAGUCGGACGAAGAUCAUAAUGCCAAGGCAGGAUUCGUCGUAACCGAGGCGGGCUUCGAUUUCACUAUGGGUGGAGAGCGUUUCUUCAAUAUCAAGUGCCGGGCAUCUGGCCUCGUGCCUGACGUCGUGGUCAUUGUCGCCACCGUGCGCGCGCUCAAAGUCCAUGGCGGCGGUCCACCGAUCACCCCUGGUGCUGCUCUCAAUUCCGUCUACAAGCAGGAGAACGUUGAGAUAUUGCGCAAGGGUUGCGUCAACCUCGCUAAGCACAUCCAGAAUGCAAAGACCUUCGGCUGUCCGGUGGUAGUGGCUAUCAACAAGUUCUCCACAGAUACCGAUGCCGAAAUCGAGGUUCUUCGCGAGGAAGCAGUCAAAGCCGGCGCGGAGGACGCCAUCCUAGCAAACCACUGGGCGGAGGGAGGCAAGGGCGCUGUCGACCUUGCCAAGGGUGUGAUUGCUGCAAGUGAAAAGCCCAAGGAUUUCAAGCUGCUUUAUGAUUUGGAUGGCAGCGUGCAGAGCCGCAUGGAGGCCAUUUGUCAGAAGAUGUACGGAGCAUCUGCCGUCGAGUUUAGCGAACUGGCACAGACGAAAGUCGACACGUACACCAAGCAGGGCUUUGGUAACCUGCCUAUUUGCGUUGCAAAGACGCAAUAUAGUCUGUCCCACGACCCUGACCUGAAGGGUGCUCCCACAGGCUUCACGGUGCCGAUUCGGGAUGUGAGAAUGGCUGCUGGUGCUGGAUAUCUAUAUGCCCUUGCAGCAGAUAUCCAGACCAUCCCCGGUCUACCCACUGCGCCGGGAUACCUGAAUGUCGACGUAGAUACCGAGACGGGUGAGGUAGACGGGCUGUUCUAGACGUGUGGUUAUAGAGGGGAGAGUGGCAUGAAACAGCAAUGACUGUACCAACAAAAACAACUCAACUAAUAUACUCGGCUCUUCAACCUAACGAGCACUAAAUAGGGUAUCGAAGAAAAAUCCAUCAUUUAUCAACAGAAUCACA